AUGUCAGGAUUCGAGGCUGCCGGUCUUGCCCUUGCGAUCUUACCGCUGUUAAUCAACCAGCUGGACGGUUACGUUCAAGGCAUAGAGACACUCGGUGACUUUCGAACAAAGCGGUACCGAGGAAAAUUAGACUACUAUGCCACAAAUCUUGGAUCUCAGCAGACAAUUUUCAUCAAUACCUUGGAACGAUCUCUGGAGAGUGUGAUUGAAUAUGAAGAUGGUGUUGACAGUUUGGGAGACGACGAGUUGAAGGCUCUUUGGGAAAAACCAAGCGUGCAAUCUCUUCUGCAAAGAAAACUCGGAAGAAGCUAUAUGCCAUUCCUAAGGAAUAUGAACCAGCUUUCAUUCCUUCUGAAAGAUCUGUCUCGAAGGCUGGGUUGGGACAAGAAACCAGUGGCGAAGGCAUGGGAGGAUUCAAGCACCUUUAACCGGGAAGUCAGGAAGUUUAAAGACAUAUUCUCCAAAAACAUCUACGAGAGAAUCUUCAAGGAAAUAAACACCGCCAAUGAACAACUCGCUAAGCUGAUUGAACAAUCUGAGUAUCGGUGUGCGGUUAAAAAGCAACGAAUAUCAAAGCGACCCCUGCAGCGACUCAGACAAAAUCGAAAACAUGCAAAGAGCCUACACAAUGCUAUCAUCAAGGGCAAUUAUUGGGCAUGCUCUUGCCGUGAUCAGCACACGAUCUAUUUCAUCCUUGACAAAUCUUCCUCUGAGACCAAUACCAGUAGCAAAAGCUCACUCACUCCUCGGUUUAGAAUGGUUGUUGGCUCCCCUCAGGCUGCCAAAUAUGCGGGGAUCUUGGCCAACGCACACGAAAUAGAGGCCGAGUCCGAUGACUUCCCUUCAGAACCGAAGGUACCUGAAGACAAGCAGGCUACUGUUCAGCAAGUUACAGUCUAUCCUGGAGACAGAAGUAAAAAUGCAAAGGGUUCAUUCGCCCUAAAAGACGAUUGCGCGUCUGUCUUUUCUGAAAGAUCACUCCCCCUGUCUUUAAUUUCAGACAUGUGCCUAACGUUAUCCAAAAUUGUGACCAAAGAAACCGAACUUACCAAAAAGGAAUUUUUGGGCUGCGUCGCUGAUGGUUGUCAAUGGCACUAUAUGUACCAUCUGCGGAAAAUUGCUGAAUGCGGCACGGCUCAAUCGCUGACAGAACUUCUCCAAUCAUCUUCAACUGUUCUCCAAGCUCAGAUGAAUGGUUCCAUUUUUUUCAGCCAGAAAGACCGUCUCAGCCUGGCCGUCAAUCUCGCAUACAGCGUUUUGGAGCUACACGGAAACUGGCUGAAACCCACCUGGCGGGCCCGCGAUAUAAUUUUCAUGCGAAACCUGACGAGCAGCAUAGGUCACCCAACAUUAGUUCUGAGUAUUUCUAGCGCAAAGAAAACGUCAAAAAUGUGUCACGAAGCAGCCACUUCAGGACUGAUUAGAAACAAAGUUCUCUUUCCUCUCGGACUAGUUCUCAUUGAGCUCUCCCUUUGCCAAUCUCUCGAGUCACUCUGUAUAGCAGAGGACUACGACGACAAUGAGGCGGAUGCAAAUCUUAAGACAGCUUCUCGUCUGCUACAGUAUGUUUACUCGCAGAGCGGUCCUAUAUAUUGUGAUGUCGUGGAACAAUGCUUGUUUUGGCACUGGAAGACCGGCUAUACGCUCGAAGAUGAGAGAAUUCAGGAUGACGUAUAUCAAAAGAUUGUAUUUCCAUUGGUCGAGAACCUAAGCAAUUUUGUGGGUAUCUCUCAAAGGCCUUGA
Penicillium odoratum is the source of this 1743-nucleotide messenger RNA. RefSeq lists its product as uncharacterized. NCBI's taxonomy places the organism in Eukaryota, Fungi, Ascomycota, Eurotiomycetes, Eurotiales, Aspergillaceae. The record is from RefSeq and is a predicted model, not a curated record. The transcript is spliced from 2 exons. Bases 1 to 1743 code for a protein of 580 amino acids.